Suillus fuscotomentosus is the source of this 741-nucleotide messenger RNA. RefSeq lists its product as uncharacterized. NCBI's taxonomy places the organism in Eukaryota, Fungi, Basidiomycota, Agaricomycetes, Boletales, Suillaceae. Bases 1 to 741 code for a protein of 246 amino acids. The transcript has 5 exons. The record is from RefSeq and is a predicted model, not a curated record.
AUGUCACUGUACAGCAUGUCACAUAAUAUAACCGGCUUCAAAGUCACUGAGCUCGACCGACGACGCAAGAGCGCGGAUUCAACGUUCAGCAACUCGGAUGUUGAGACCCGGAGCACGUACAUUAUUAGUAGUGCAGAACUGAUAGCGAGUGUGCACUGGUUUGAGCAAUUGGCGAACGCAAUGAUGGAGUCUUCAAAUUCUGGCCCUCCCGCUGGAGCAGGUGGGAAAAAUGCGGAUGCGUUUAACCCCACGGGGGAAUCGGGUCAAAUGACUGAAAACGAGGCGGCGCGCCUCGCCAGGUUUAUCAGCCAGACGAAUCCCAACUAUAUCGAAGUGCUUUCGGAUGAUGAAGACCUACUGGAAGAACCAAUGUCAGAGCCUUCCACCCCCUUUGCGCAAACCGCAAUAGGGCGGAAGAUGACAAAGGCUGCGGCCUUUUUGAAGACGCUUACUCCUACAAUGAGGAAGAUUGUGGAAAGGAUUACUGGUGAAGACGUCGAGAAAUCAAUGCAGGAACCAUCAUUGUCCUCUUCUGCAGAGGUGAAGAUUUUUACCAGCGCUAACACAAUCUUGGCUCAAGGCAUGGAAGGCCUUUUCGGGAUCCCUAGGCCUCUCCUUAACUUGGCCAAGGCCAAGGUUCACAUUCCACUCACUUUACUCAUGAAUGCGGCUUUGUGGAAGAUGCAUGAAGAGCCUUCCUGUGUCAAGCUGAAGAAAGGCCUGGUCCUUAAUGCCCAGUGA